UCAAACCAAAACAAACAAAAGUCGUCGUCACUAAAAUUUGUGAUUUUUUUCAUGAGAAAAGGCUGAAAAACACGAUGAAAUACGCAACUUCACCAACGCCCUCGAUUAGCGGGCGAUCCUCCUUUAGCUAUGUCUCGAGAACGCAAUCGCCGUUGCCGCCGCCGAUAAAUUUUACGUGUGCCACCGCCACAAAUAAGACCUACAAAUUCAUCCGGAGACUCUUUAAAUUCGAUCAAAUGGAUUUUGAGUUUGCUCUCUGGCAGAUUGCUUACCUUUUUUAUAAUCCACAACAAGUUUACAGGAAUUUCAGUUACAGGAAACAAACGAAAUUACAGUAUGCCAGAGAUGAUCCAGCAUUUCUUGUGUUACUCGUCAUCAGUCUUUGUGUCACAUCCCUCGGAUUUGCGUGGGUGCUUCGAUUAGGUCUCGGACAAACAAUUUACUUCCUUUUUUACGUCGUUUUUGUCGAUUGUAUCUUAUGUGGCAUCAUAACGGCGUCGAUAUUGUGGUUCCUGGUCAACAAAUAUAUGCGAGUAGACUCGUUGGCGAAGGAUGUCGAAUGGGGUUACGCCUUCGACGUGCAUUUAAAUGCAUUUUAUCCACCACUAAUUAUCAUCCAUUUCAUCCAAUUGUUCUUCUAUAACGCAAUUAUCAGUCAAGAUUGGUUCUUUUCCCGACUUCUCGGGAAUACGUUGUGGUUACUAGCGAUCGGAUAUUACGUUUACAUCACUUUUUUGGGAUAUAAUUGCAUAAAUCAUCUCAAAAAUACACGAGCAAUCCUCGCGGUGAUGCCCAUCGCACUGCUGGUGUACAUAGUGACUCUCAUAAUCGGAUGGAACUUUUGUGUGACUCUUAUGAACUUCUAUCAUUAUCGCGUCUUGUAAUAAUUAAUGUAAUUUAAUGUUGAAUUAAUAAAGAAAAAUACUUAA
Messenger RNA from Culicoides brevitarsis, 929 nucleotides. Its product is annotated as protein unc-50 homolog. Bases 75 to 884 code for a protein of 269 amino acids. Lineage: Eukaryota; Metazoa; Arthropoda; Insecta; Diptera; Ceratopogonidae. Gene Ontology annotation, cellular component: Golgi membrane. The record is from RefSeq and is a predicted model, not a curated record. The transcript is spliced from 4 exons.